Nerophis ophidion (straightnose pipefish) is the source of this 6992-nucleotide messenger RNA. RefSeq names its product ATP-dependent RNA helicase DDX3X-like. Gene Ontology annotation, cellular component: P granule; nucleus. The record is from RefSeq and is a predicted model, not a curated record. Lineage: Eukaryota; Metazoa; Chordata; Actinopteri; Syngnathiformes; Syngnathidae. Gene Ontology annotation, biological process: cell differentiation; gamete generation. The coding region runs from base 302 to 2557 and encodes 751 amino acids. Gene Ontology annotation, molecular function: RNA helicase activity; RNA binding; ATP binding. The transcript is spliced from 20 exons.
CGCGCGCUUUAUCGGGCCAGCUUCAUUCCCAGCUGUAGAAGAACUCGCCAUCAGCUGGGGGGGUUUGCAUCAAGUACCACCUUGGUGGCCAAAACAUCGUGUCAUUUUUUUUUUUUAGCAAACGGGGGGGUGGGGAAAAGUGCAUUGUGCAAAGUGUUGGAUAUUUAACAAAAAAACUGCAGAGUGUCUCUUUUGUCGCGGCCAGGCAGGCGACAAAGGAGCAAUAACAUCACAUCGAAACCCCGGCAAACAAAGAGGUGCUUUUCUCAACGUCAACAUUUUUCCCCCAUAUUCCUUAGUGAUGAGUCAUGUGUCCGUCGAGAAUGUCCACGGUCUAGAACAGCAGCUUGCUGUCCUAGACUUGACUGCAGCGGACGGACAAGGUGGCGGCACCAACAGACGAUACAUUCCCCCCCAUUUACGGAACAACGAUGGUCCCAAAAAUGCAGGAAAUGCGUUUGUUGCUGCUCGACAGGGCGGUUACACCAUCGCUCCUGCCGCCGCCUUCGGUUGGGAUGCAAGCCGUGGCAACUUUGUCAACGGCUUCCAUGACAACCGCAUGACUGGCAGCAACACAUAUAACCGUGGCCCGCCUCGCAUGGAGCGGGGUCGAGGGGGCUUGGCUGGAGGCGGCUACCGUGGCAACAGGGCCGGAGCCUUCAAUCCCAUCAACACUGCUCAGCCGAUUGCUUUCGGGUUGUACGAAAACAAAGAUGCUGGUGGGUGGAACACCGCCAAGGACGCCUAUAGCAGCUUCGGAAACAACAGAGGAAAGUCUGCAUUUUUCAAUGACCGAAGCAAUGCUAAUCGUGGACGGUUCGACCACGGUGGGUAUAGUGGUGGCGGAGGCGGAAACAGCCGCUGGGUAGAGGAGGUCAGAGAUGACGGAGACUGGUCCAAACCAACGCCACUCAAUGAACGCCUUGAGCAUGAGCUGUUCUCUGCCAGCAACACUGGGAUUAAUUUUGAGAAAUACGAUGACAUUCCUGUUGAAGCCACUGGACAGAACUGCCCUCAUCACAUCGAAAGUUUCCAGGAUAUAGACAUGGGCGAGAUUGUCAUGGGCAACAUUGGGCUGAGCCGCUACACCCGACCUACCCCUGUCCAGAAAUAUGCCAUUCCUAUCGUAAAGUCCAAGAGAGACCUAAUGGCCUGCGCACAGACUGGUUCUGGGAAAACAGCAGCAUUCCUCCUACCAAUUCUUAGCCAGAUCUAUGCUGAGGGACCAGGAGAUGCCCUUAAUGCAGCUAAAGCCUCCGGGCAGGAAAACGGAAAGUAUGGCCGUCGCAAGCAGUACCCCAUUUCUCUGGUCCUGGCACCAACUCGAGAGCUGGCCCUGCAGAUAUACGACGAGGCGCGGAAGUUUUCCUACCGAUCCAAAGUGCGUCCCUGCGUCGUGUACGGAGGAGCAGACAUCGGCCAGCAGAUCCGAGAACUGGAGAGGGGGUGUCAUCUGCUGGUCGCGACGCCUGGGAGGCUGGUAGACAUGAUGGAGAGGGGCAAGAUUGGACUGGAUUACUGCAAAUACCUUGUUCUUGAUGAAGCCGAUCGAAUGUUGGACAUGGGCUUUGAGCCUCAGAUACGGCGCAUCGUUGAACAGGACACCAUGCCUCCUAAAGGCACCCGGCAGACCAUGAUGUUCAGCGCGACCUUUCCCAAAGAGAUCCAGAUUCUGGCCAGGGAUUUCCUAGAUGACUACAUCUUCCUAGCGGUGGGCAGAGUGGGCUCCACCUCUGAGAACAUCACUCAAAAGGUGGUGUGGGUGGAAGAGAGCGACAAGAGGUCUUUCCUCCUGGACUUGCUGAGUGCGACAGUCAUCCCCAGUGAAGUGCAGGACAAUCCUGGAGACAACAUGGAGAAGCCUGGUAUGUCGUGUGUGUCCUCUUUUGGCCGACUAGGAAAGGACUCGCUGACUCUGGUUUUUGUGGAGACCAAAAAAGGAGCUGACGCCUUGGAAGACUUCCUAUACCGGGAGGGCUACGCCUGCACCAGUAUCCACGGUGACCGCUCCCAGAGGGACCGAGAGGAGGCCCUAAGCCAGUUCCGGUCUGGGAAAUGCCCCAUCUUGGUGGCUACAGCGGUUGCAGCCCGUGGUCUUGAUAUCUCCAACGUGAAACACGUCAUUAACUUUGACCUACCAAGCGACAUAGAAGAGUAUGUCCAUCGCAUUGGACGCACAGGACGAGUGGGAAACCUGGGACUGGCCACAUCCUUCUUUAACGAUAAGAACGGGAACAUCACUAAAGACCUGCUGGACAUCCUGGUGGAAGCCAAACAGGAAGUUCCCUCAUGGCUCGAGAGCCUGGCUUACGAGCAUCAGCAUAAGAGCAGCAACCGUGGACGCUCUAAAAGGUUUGCUGGUGGUUUUGGAGCGCGUGACUACCGUCAGACGGCUGCUGGAAGCAACCCAGGAGGCUUUGGAGGCCGGGGCGUUCGCAACCAGGCGGGACACGUCGGAGCUCGCAACUUUGCAGGAGGUGGCUUCGGAACCUUCUACACCAGCGACGGCUAUGGCGGCAACUACUCGCACUCUCAAGUUGACUGGUGGGGCAACUAGGUGGUUCUCUCUCUCUCUCUCUCUCUCUUCCUCACCUCCCCACUCAACUUUCUUCCUUUCUCAGCUCUGUCUUCUUCACUCCAUCUGUGCCCUCCAUCAACAUUUAGAACCUAUGUGCAUGCUAUUAAGGUAUUUAUACUCAUGAUAUAGCCCCCCCAACACCACCACAUACACCCUUCCAUUUCUGGACGAUGUAAUCUAAAUUAAUUUCAUGGUAAAUCUCACAACAGACUACAUAGCAAAUGGAUUCUUCCAUUUCAUUUGGCUACAUUCCCCCUAAGGGGGAAUCUUUUCCUUGUGGCACUAUUCAUAUUAGAGUUUUGGCAUCAUCAUGUUUUAGUUCUGCCUUUUAACUCAAAGGCACAGAGGCUUCCUGUGGCUCCAUAGCAGCCACCUUUGUGUUACGUGCAUGGCCACCUUGCGAGUAGAAACCACAGCAUGGAGACAUGAAACUAAGUCAGGCUUAGGAACUGGCUGAGGCCACCAUCCGGAAGAUAAUCUACCAUUUUUUUUAAACUUUUUUUUAAUUUCUUUUUUUAAAAGUGCAGAUGUACAGAUGUCUUAGAAUGAUGUCUAAGACCCAAUAAACUCUUGAGAUGGAAUUUAGUAACCAAGCAAGCAUUUUUUGCCCAUCACUUGAAAAUGUUAGCAAACCGAAUGAUAGGACUUAGGGUGAUAAAAAAAAAAAAAACAACAGAUAAUUUGUUUCUGCACUGUGCCUUCAAGAUUUCAUUCUGUUCUGCAACUAAAACCUAUAUUUAACGUCACAUAUCGGUUCCAACAUGUUCUCUUGAGUUCUCUUUGGAAGGAAACAAGCUAGACUUGAGCUAAAUCAAACCUUGGCAAAACUAAACAAAAAAACAACAAAAAACCUAAAACUGCGCCGAACAAACUCCGUGAUCCAGUUCCCAAAAGCAUAAAACCUCCUGCUGCAGGAUUUGUGCUUUUAGAAACCUGUUGGGAUGUCAGUCCUGCAGCUCUGCUGUGAGCUUGGAGUCAGGUUCCUCGCAUCGUUGCCAAAAAGUUGGGUUUUCGCGAACCGGGCCACUGAGGGGGAGUCGGGCUUAGCAGUGCAAAUCUGACCUUGUCGCUGCUGCGGUGUUCAAUUCCGUCCAUCAGUGCCUGCGUUUGUCGGGAACCUGACUCCUCCUCCACACACAAACUUGGAAACCCUUGUCGGCCAAACAAAUCUUUCAAGGAGAAACACAACCUAAAAGACUCAAAGAGAUCUAAAAUUCCUUGCUCACUCUAUCCUGGAGAGUCACAUAAAGAGUUUUCUCUUCAGAAAACAAAGUCAUUCCAGUAUUGCUUUGGGUGUUUUGGGUCCGUCUUGGUCGGGGAUGAACGCACACGUCGGGCCUAAGUGCUUUCAGGCAGGCCGAUAAAGUUUGUUUACAUUUGGAGGUUUGAGAUUGGCACGGACCGUGGUUUCUUUCCAACCACACCAUGACGACGUUCUAGUCCUGCUGCGGACCCUGGCCAAGUCCCCGUGCAUUCCGAGCGUGAAGUCAUCUAAAGAUCUUAAGCGAACGAUCAUGUAGGUGAUAUGUAAAUAGUAGAGCUCUAUUUAAGAUACAAAGAUAAGAAGAGGAGGUGAAACAUGCUACAUCACUUUCGGACCAGACAUUUGAUUCCUAACGUUCUCAGAAAAUUGCCCGCUGGCUUUGAUUGGAAGAGCCAGGCUGUGGACCAAGACAAUAGGGCAUAUGCAAGUGUUGUUGUUUUUUUUUGGUCAAGCAAUUCUUUUAGAAAUGCAAAGCAAGUAUCGCGAUUCCCGAGCAGGUUUUAGUUUGGCUCCCCCGUCCCCUGUGUAUUUUAACAAAAAUUUAAAAGUGCAUUUCAAUAGGAGAAUGAGUUUGUUGGAAGAUUUGUGAACAUUUAAAAAACCAGUACAAAGCAGCGGUUGUUUAACUGUAGGAGCUGGUCAUGUACCUGCAAACAAAAUGAUGGACAGACUCUCCAUCUGUGUGGUGUUAGUUUUUUUCUCACAGAAAACUCUUUCUUUUUGUCCUCGUGGUUUGAUGCAGAUGAAACGAACAAUGGCGACCGGAACUGUGUUGGGUUUGGAUAAUGCUGAACGCUCGACACUAAGUAGACGAUGCAAAUGACAAUCUGUUGUCGAGGACUUCAAUCUUUGUUUGAUCGAUUGCACUUUCCCCACAUUUUUGGGUACACCUUCACUUUUUAAGGCCGAUGCACACGUCAGUUCCUGUACCCCGAAAUCCCGACUUCUUCCCCUCAUACAGAGCUCGUUCAACAGAGACCCUUUUCGUGGCUUGCUUGCGCUUUGCCAUCACAAACUCCUCGGUGCCUUGCGAUGACUCCGUAGAGACUGAAGAGUGUGUGUGUGUGUGUGUGUGUGUGUGUGUGUGUGUGUGUGUGUGUGUGUGUGUGUGUGUGUGUUUGUGUGUGUGUUUGUGUGUGUUGUAAAGGCUGCGUUUUUCGUUUCACACAGUUGUUCCUUUUCGGAUUGCUUCAGCUGCUGGUUUGAUGUCUCAGAAACCUGCAACUUCAACACUGUUCCUUCCUUGCAGGUUAGCCUGCUAUUCUUAGCAUUUCACUCCGAGCACUUAUGGACGUGCCAAUUGCACAGUCGCUCGCGUGUAGCCGAGGGCUCUGUUGUCGUUUUAUCCCCCCCGUGUCUGUAAUCGCCAUUUGGUGGUAAGAGUGUGGUCCAUUGCAAUUCAUGAUACGCCUCAGUUUGUUCUCAACCUUUUGAUGCCUUAAAUUCAAGAGGGAUCUAAUACAAGUGGUGGUUGCACUUUAUACAGUGGAACCAUGACGUUGGCUGCGUCUGGCACCACCGAGGCAGAGAACCCAACGCUUCUGUGGUAACGAGGAACGAUUUAAUGGUGCUAAGCUCCCUUUGCAGCGGCCCUCAGGCCUUUCUGUUUGUAGAGACUGAGAAUCCUACUUAGUUUUACCGGGAAGAAGAAGAAAAACAACAAAAAACUUCCGACAAAUCCUGUAGCAGAGUUCCUUCAACGCCUCUGAAGAGGUGCGUAUGAGUGAAUGUUUUAGUCGUGAAAGAACGACUCUUUCAUAGUGACGUGUGUGCGAAAGGAUGCGAGUCGCCCACCGGUUUGAGUUGUAGUUAAUUAACAAUGGCAAGAUCCAGCUGUUUGCACCCAGAGUUCUCGAGUCUACGAUCGCGCUGCUAGUUUGUGUAAUUUAUCAGACAUUUUUGAGAAAUAUUUAUUUUUAUAAGCCUAGUUCAAAUGUUUAAAGAAAAAAAACAAAAAAAAAAUAACAAGUGACUUGACCAAAAGACAGUGAACAAAAACACUGGCACAUGAAUGUUGAAUGUCAUCGGUGUGAGUGGAAAUUUCUAUUUUUCUGGGGUAGUGUGAGCUUUUUAAUAACCGUGUAAGCGGGUUUCUCUGACUAUGUCAUAUCACAAACUGUUACAGACUCGGCAUCAGCUGAUGUGACAUAUGGAGAGAGGCCGAUUACCUUGAAAGUCUCAUUGGACUCUUAUCAGAUCCACAGACCUGUUUAUAAACAGGUUCAGAUACCAAUCAUAUGAUAUAAUAAUAAUAAUAAUAAUAAUACACUGUUAGCAGCCAUUUGCAAUUGGCCAAAACAAUAAUAAUUUGAGAUAAUUCCACCAAAUAUGCCAAGGUUUGGAUUAAAUUGUAAGAAUCAAAAACCAUUUUGUAAAAAAAACAAACAUGCAGUAAGAAAAAAAAAAAAAGUGUCCAGAUUCGCUCCAAGUCAGUUUUUUUGUUGUUGUUCAUUUGUUUUGACACUUUUCCUUCCUAUUACUACCCUUCGUGUGAUUGUCUAUUAGCAAGUGGGGGUGUUCAAAGUCUAUAACACAGAGUUACCUGUGGUUCUAUUGCUAUGUUGUUGUGAUCUGCAUAUUUUCAGGCACAGCGCUCACAGCUGAGCGUCCGGCCAGUCAGACAAAAUUAAAUUGGCAAACGACAGUCAAAAUGUCUCGUUUGCCGUUUUUUACCGUUGUAGCUCUUCUGUCGCUGCGGCCCAGAAUGCAAUACGGCCACAGCGCAAUAUGUCGGGGAGAAGUCUCCCUUUGCAGCCUUUUGUACUCCAAAUGUUUGCAAACAUGCUGGCCCUUUAAGUUGUUUGUAAGAGGCAAUCUGGAGAGAAACACAAAUAGCUACAACAAGCAGACAGAGGUGAAGUGGCGACAACAAAUACUUUUUGGUGUUAUCUCGCCUUUUUUUUUUUUUUUUGUAAAUUUGUGGCGUUUGCGAAACUAUGUCGCAUGAAGCCUGUUGUCGCCUUCAGUGACUGGCCAGACAGUUCAGCGUGGACACACAGCGCCACCAGCCUGCUAGUUAGUAUUUGCUUUAUGUAUUAGUUUAGCAGUUGUGCACGAAGAGGAGCACUACACUGAGGAGAAAAAAACAAAAACAAUAUUGUGCAUCCGUUGUGAUUUUACCACAAUUAAAGGUUUGGAUUUGCAAAACUA